AUGACUCCUGCCAUUCCUUUGGCAGACACCAACCUCAACCUAGACAUAUCAGGCGUCGCCGGUUUCUUUGGUGGCGAUGUCGCCGUCUCCGCCAUGGCUACCGUCCAUGUCUACCCCGGCCGCAAAUGGCUGGGGUGGUACAACACCCCUGGGAGCUACGAGAUCGCCAAACGCUUUGGCAUCCUAGGCAAGACGCGGUUCUGGGACGGGCUUUACCCUGGCGUCAAUGUCGAUCCCGCUGAACUAUUCGAGCUCGAUGGUGCCAAGGGCCCCAAGUACCGUGCCCUCCGUUCCGGCACCGUCAUGAAGUCGACCGGCCACCUCGCCUACCUCUUCGCCCGUGAGUGCAAGGACAUCUCGCGCAAGGAAUGGUCCCCUCCCAAAGGCGCGCGGAAGACGAGCCCGGUGAACGUUACCAUCGCCGACCUCGAGCACACUCCUCCCGAGACAUGUCACCCCCGCAUGUCCAAAGGCUCGACAAUCACUGCCACGAGCCUCGUCGCCCUCAUCCCCAUUCUCGCCUGCAUCGCCACCGCCAUCCCGUGCGCCAUCUUCAAAGACUGGACGUGCUUCUCCAUGAUCGUCUUUGGCAUGCUCGUCAACGGAGUAUCAUGCUUCAUCAUCGGCAGUGGAGUCCUCACCUUCACACACCCCUUACCUGCCGAGGGCGCACCCCCGGCGGACGGCAUUCUUGAGGACGGCGAGCAGAUCAUCAUCCUCCGCGGCGCCGAAGGUGCCGUGAACCCGAUCACCCGCGGCCGCUUCACGCUCAAGUACGCGUGCGAGCCCAACUACCACCCCAUCGGCAUCUCCUCCCUCCUCCUCACCGUACAAUUCAUCGUCCAGCUUGUCGCCGUCCCACAGGGCGAGAUCUUCGGGCAAAUCAUGUUUCUCUCCUCCCUCGCCGUGUCCUGGAUGUACAACUCCUACCUCUCCUCGCUCGACAAGGAGAGCAUCCAGCGCCGGCUCCUGCACAGAGAAGUGCUCCAGAGCCCCCGCCUCCGCAAGUUCGAGCUCCCGACCCGGACGAGCAUGACCGUCUUCGUCCUCCUCGUCCUCGCCGCGCGCGCGCACAAGGUCGAUCGCGGCUCGCUCUGCUCCGUCCUCAACGACCUGCUCCCGAACGACACCGACCUGUGGCAGAACUGGAAGGACCGCAUCCUGCACGAGAUCCAGAACGGACUCCCGCACGGCCCCGGGCAGCUCCGCUUCGAUAGCCCGCCGCGCGAGACAAACUCCGGCGCGGACGUGAAGGACGACGCGGAUCUGCUCGAGCGGCUCUACGACGAUGCGCGCCUCGCCCUGCAGGCGUUCGAGGCCGUCACGAGGUCAGUCCUCGCGUCUCCGUUUCCCUACUUCCGACGUCGCUCAUCCCGUCAUCGUCCGCAGAGAUAA
Molecule: messenger RNA, 1395 nt
Organism: Epithele typhae
Lineage: Eukaryota; Fungi; Basidiomycota; Agaricomycetes; Polyporales; Epitheliaceae
Exons: 1
Coding region: 1-1395 (464 amino acids)
Source: RefSeq, a predicted model, not a curated record